CCAUGAGCCAGUUCAGUUUUGGCAGCUCCGGUCCGUCCGGUGGCGGCUUCAGCUUCGGGACGCCGAAGACGGCCGCCGCCUCCGCCGCCCCCGCCCCUGCAGGCUUCUCCUUCACCUCCUCUGUCCCGGCGACGGCCAACUCCGGGGGCGGCUUCACCUUCGGGACGGCGGCCGCGGCCCCCGCCGCCACUCAGUCGCCGGCCCUCUUCUCCUUCACCACGCCCGCCACGACGGCGCAGAGCUCCGGUUUCAGCUUCGGUGCGUCCACGCCUGCUACCCCGGCGACCGGCAGCGUCUUCGGGCUCGGGGGGACUGCAUCCAAGCUGAACCUGGGCAGCACUGGAACAGUACAACCUACCGGUAUCACAGGAGGCUUUGCGCUGGGCAAUAGCAGUGGACUGGGUGGCACUGUAACAACUAGCGUACCAGCUAGCCAGCCAGCAGCUCCUUCAGGCUUUGUGUUUGGCUCCACUGCUGCUGCUGCACAGCCUGGCACCACUGGAGGUUUCAGCUUCGGCAGUGGAGCCCCAGCCCAGACUGGGACCCCCAACUUCAGCCUUGGUUCCGUUGGGAACGCAGCACCGCAAGCAGCAACUGCAGGGAUGGCCUUUGGAGUUGCCCCAGCCACAGUCAGCACUGCUACGACCACAGCAGCUGUGUCACAGCCGGCUACAGCUUUUAGCCUUGGAACACCGUCUGCAGGUUCAGGCUUUGGAUUACUUGCUGCAGCAGCCACCUCUGCCUCCACAGGAACACAGAGUCAGGGUCCUACCUUAUCAUUUGGAGCCAAACUUGGAGGUACAGCUGCAACCUCAACAGCAGCGUCCACCACCACCACACCUUCCCUCCUUGGUCUGUGUGGACCAACACUCUUUGCAUCCAUAGGAAACUCCUCAGCCCCAGCUCCCUCUACCAUUACCAGCCUCUCGCUUGGUGCUUCUUCAGCUGGGACAGCCACUGCUGGAACUGUGGGAUUUGGCACUAAAGCCUCUGGGACGACGACAGCAGCCGCCGCUGCUGCCACAACAGCCAGUGCAACGUCUGCCCCCAGUGCUGGAUUCACAUUGAAUCUGAAGCCAUCAGCCACAACUGCUGCUGUGGCAUCCACAGCUGCUAUCGCCACCACAACAGUCACGGCUCCUCCAGUGAUGACAUAUGCCCAGCUGGAGAGCUUGAUUAACAAGUGGAGUCUGGAACUGGAGGACCAGGAAAAACAUUUCCUUCAGCAGGCCACCCAGGUCAAUGCCUGGGACAGGACCCUGAUUGAGAAUGGAGAGAAGAUCACAUCCUUGCACAGAGAAGUGGAGAAAGUGAAGCUGGAUCAGAAGAGGUUGGACCAGGAACUAGACUUUAUUUUGUCCCAGCAAAAAGAGCUGGAAGAUCUGUUAAUCCCUCUUGAAGAAUCUGUGAAAGAACAGAGUGGGACCAUUUACCUGCAGCACGCGGAUGAGGAGCGAGAGAAGACGUAUAAGCUGGCUGAGAAUAUUGAUGCCCAGCUGAAGCGCAUGGCACAAGAUCUGAAGGACAUCAUUGAGCACUUGAAUACCUCCGGUGGCCCUGCUGACACUAGUGACCCACUUCAGCAGAUCUGUAAAAUCCUUAAUGCACACAUGGACUCUCUCCAGUGGAUUGAUCAGAAUUCAGCCCUGCUACAGAGGAAGGUUGAGGAAGUGACCAAGGUGUGUGAGAGCCGGCGCAAAGAACAAGAACGCAGUUUCCGGAUUACAUUUGACUGAAGUUGACCACGUGGCAUUCCAGUGGCCCUCCUUAGAACAUACAUCAGAUAAC
Euleptes europaea (tarantolino) is the source of this 1788-nucleotide messenger RNA. RefSeq names its product nucleoporin 62 C-terminal like (gene NUP62CL). Gene Ontology annotation, molecular function: phospholipid binding; structural constituent of nuclear pore. The transcript has 12 exons. Gene Ontology annotation, cellular component: nuclear pore central transport channel; nuclear pore. The record is from RefSeq and is a predicted model, not a curated record. Bases 3 to 1736 code for a protein of 577 amino acids. Gene Ontology annotation, biological process: RNA export from nucleus; protein import into nucleus. Lineage: Eukaryota; Metazoa; Chordata; Lepidosauria; Squamata; Sphaerodactylidae.